Cannabis sativa is the source of this 2361-nucleotide messenger RNA. RefSeq lists its product as uncharacterized. Lineage: Eukaryota; Viridiplantae; Streptophyta; Magnoliopsida; Rosales; Cannabaceae. The record is from RefSeq and is a predicted model, not a curated record. The transcript has 11 exons. The coding region runs from base 582 to 2138 and encodes 518 amino acids.
AAUUAAAUUAUAAUUAAAAAAAAAUAUCUAAACCUCAAACGCCAAAUCUCAUACUUCUUCGUUCUUCUUCUCUUUUUUUUUUCUGAGGUUUAGAUCCACUCAAACACAAUCGGUCGACUCAAAUGCAGGAGAGACAAACAGACGAAUCGAUCGAUUCAAACGCAUGGGAGAGACGCCUAGGAACUGGAGAAGCUUCGAACAAAACUGGAGAAGAUCAAAUCUCAGAGCCCUAGAAAUCCCCAAUCUCCACCAUAGCAGACGAACCUUCACCUGAGAAGAAACCUCACUGGUAAAGAUCCUACUAAACAGGACCCAGAUCUGAAAGCUCACCAUGGUGAAAGGCUCUCGACGUACGGUUCAAAGUUUUCUGCAUUUGAAAAAAAAAAUCUGAGUUUUUUUACUACAAAAAUGGUGAAUGUUACCUACCCAAACAAUAAGUGUUCUACCUGUGAAAAAAAAAUUGGUUUUUGUUAGGAGAUCAAGACAUACAGGAGAAAGAAACUAGAAGAGUUACCUUAUAUCCUUAUACUGACAUCAAGGUUGUUCGUGACGAGGAUUUGAUUGCACAGAUAGGAAGGGAUAUGUAUUUUGAUCUUGUAAAUCAUGACAAAGUUCGUAAUUUUCGUAUUCCAAACCUAAUUACCUUCUACAAAUUUAAGGAAAAGGUAGCCAUAGAGUUCGAUGUACCAGUGAAAUUUCAACGAUUCUGGGUGUGGGAAAAACGCGACAAUGAUACCUACAGACCUUUAAGGCCUUUGACAAGUGUGGAAGAACAAAGACGUGUUGGAGAACUGACAGAUUAUUUAGACAAGAAGAGAAAGAGAGAAGAAGUGCUAAGGCUUUUUCUGGAAGUAGAACUUGAUUUGGAUUUGCAGCCUGUUGCUCCUCCACUAAAAUCUAAAGAGGAUGUUCUUUUAUUUUUUAAACUUUAUGACCCUUGGAAAGAAGAGUUAUGCUAUGUAGGAAGGCUUUUUGUAAAACUGCACGAGAAGCCUAGUAGAAUAUUGAAAAAAUUAAACAAAAUGGCUGGUUUCAAUCCUAAUGAGAAAAUCAUACUUUUUGAGGAGACAAAAUCUGAAUCUUGCACCAUGUGUGUUCCCAUUAGCAAGAAGUUAACAUUUCUUUGUAGUAAGCUCAGAGAUGGAGACAUCAUUUGCUUUCAGAAAUCGGAAAAGAUCGAGCAAUGCCAUUGUCCAGAUGUUCCAUCAUUCUUUGAGUAUCUCAACUCCAAGGGAGACUUUGUUGAUGGUCGGCCUCGUUUGCAAACUAUAAUUCGAGAUGUUCAUGUAACUUGGCUCCCACAAUCAAGAAUUAACAUCACUCAAGAGCAAGCAACUCAUGUAGAAGUUAUUUGUCCUCAGGUAGCCCCGCAUGUUAAAACGAUACCUAUCCCAUCUGUCACCCCUACUGUUCAUCCGCAUGUCCAUCCUCAUCAGGAGCCAAAUUUAGUUGAAGCAGAAAUGAAUUCUUCUCUAUCUUCAUUUGAUGCCUUGUUUGCUGAUAUCCAAAGCCUUUUGGAAGUAAAGGCUGGUGAGGCCAUUAAUUCUAGCUGCCUUCAGAACUCAGUGCCUAGCACUGAUGAUGAGAUUACGAAUGCACGUAAAAUCGUUAAACAAUGCCUUGAUAUGAGGCUUGCGAGCUUCAUCGAGUCAGGAAGAACUCGUGAAUUUAAACAUGCAGUUUCUGUUAUGCUUGCUGUCAAUUCAUUUCCUGACAGCGAAGUAGAUGAGGUAACAAAGUUUCUGGAUGAUUUGAACAAAACUUGUGAACGAUAUAUGGGUGCAGAGCAGGACAUAAGGGAGGCCGAACAGAAUGUGAGAUCAGUAAUUGAGUUGAAAACCUCUCUGAAGCAGUUGUCUUUUAAGUUCAUACCUACCAGGAAUCGAGCUGAGGAAGUCAAUCGAGAAAUAGCAGAUAUGGAGAGACAGCUAGCUGAAAGGAAGGUGGAGAAGGCACAGCUUCAGAGCAAUCUUGAAGAUUUGGCUGGAAAAGCUACUGCAUCAAGACAAGCUUUGAUCAAUGCUGAACUGGACAAGGAGCCAUUAUGGCUCAAAAAAGUGGAAGCGGAGAAGACAGUUGACAACACUGAAAAGUCUUGGGAAUCAUUGAAGGAACAUUGCUAUCCUUUUCUUCAGUAACUUAUGACAUGACGUAAGAUUUGUUGUGUAUCCAUCCAGAGCCAAUCCACAGAAUUUGGGGGCCUAGAAAACUUUGACUUACAGAGUUUUUUUUUUUCUUUUUCUUUCAAGAGAACCAACUUGAACAUUAUGUGGUUAUCAAAAAACAAAAAAGAAAACUUGAACUUUAUGUAAAACUUGUUUUUCAACAGUUGUAUUUUGAGCUUUUCUUUUCUUUUUUAAA